Molecule: messenger RNA, 9459 nt
Organism: Plasmodium berghei ANKA
Lineage: Eukaryota; Apicomplexa; Aconoidasida; Haemosporida; Plasmodiidae
Product: conserved Plasmodium protein, unknown function
Exons: 5
Coding region: 1-9459 (3152 amino acids)
Source: RefSeq, a predicted model, not a curated record
AUGGCGCACCGAUUUGAGCUGAACAAACAAGCAAUAUAUUUAGAUAUAGAUAUGAAAAAUGAAAGAAUUAUUGGUAACACAAAUAUGAAUGUAACUCUUUAUAUGCCUAUUUAUUAUUUGUAUGAUAAAAAUGAUUUUGAAAAAAAUAAUUUUGAUAUUAAAAAUGUGAAAAUUUGUACUAACAUACAGUAUCCAAAAGGAGGGGAUGCUGAAAUUGAUGAACAAAAUAUUAACGAAUUUGAAAACUAUAAUAAAAUAAACAAAUAUAUCAAUGAAAAAAAACAAAAUAAUUAUGAAAUAAAUAAUGAAAACCCAACUAACGAAAUAACAAAUCAUACACAGUUAGACAUAUUGUCAUAUACUCAAUUAGAUCAAAUUGAAUCUUAUAUAAAAUUUCAAAAAAAUAAAUAUAUUUUUUUAGUUAUUCAAAUACCAAAUAAUGCCAAACAAGCCAAAUAUUAUGAUAUCAAAAUAAACGGAAAAGAAGAAUUAAAUUAUUACACAAUAUAUGAUAAUCCAAAUUAUAAACAAAAUAUAUUUGAAAAUAGUGAAAUGGAAAAAUAUGCUCCUAUUUAUAAUUUUAUACCCCCAAAUAAUCCUCAAAAUUUAAAAAACGAAACAAAUAUAAAUACAAUGCAAAACAACUACUCAUCCGCUGCUAGCUACGAUAAUAAUACGAUAAAUGAAGAUAUAAACCAAUAUUCAAAAAAAAAAAAAAAAAUUAAAAAAAAAAAAAAAAAGGAAAAAAAAAAAAAAAGAAAAUGGAAUAAUGAAGAAAAUAUCUAUAAUUAUGAUAUAAAUACUAAAUCCAGUUAUACACACAAACAAUGUCAAGAUAUUUAUUAUGAAGAAACACAUAUUAACCAACAUCAAAAUUAUAAUCAACAUUUAUAUAGAGAUCCAAAUUAUCAAUUACAAAAAAACAAUAUUGACAAUUCCCCUUCAAGUGAUAUUUAUAAUAAUACUAAAAUCCAAAAUUGUGAAGAAAAAAAAAAAAAACUCAAAUUUAUUAAAAAAAUAAAUAAUAUCGAUAGCUUUACUCAUAAUAAUUUACAAUAUCCUGAAUUUAAAAUUGUAGACUUUUUAUCUUUAGAUAAACUCAUAGAAAAAAAUCAUAUGAAAGGAAAAAAUUAUUUAUUUAUAAUGAUAGAUAACAAAAUAUUUGACAAAGAAAAAAAUAAUAAUUUUGGCGAGUUUUGUAAUUUUUGUAAAAAUGGUGAAACUAUUCAAAUAAAUAAUAAUAAUGAAUAUAAUGUAAAGAUAAACAUUAGUGUAAAUUUGUCUUUUCAAUUUUUUAAUUUAAAUUCAUAUCAAAAUCAAAUAUAUUUUGAUAAAACAAAAAACCUUUUAAUUAGUAUAAAUAAUUAUAUUAAAGAUAAAACAUGGUUCCCUACUAUAUAUCAAUCAUAUAAUAAUGAAAAUUCUAUAAAUAAAAAUAAAUGUGCAUGGAAAAUUAAAUGUAUCAUUGAUAUUCCAUACUUUGUUAUAUCUUCAAAUACAUUAACAAAUAUAUAUCAAAAAGAUGGAAAAAAUUAUUUUGUAUAUAAAACUACAAAUAAAAAUUCUACAUUAUUUCCUGAUCAAAUAUGUCUAUAUGCAGGAAAUUUUAACUUUUUGCAUUUAAAUUACAUAAAAUUGAAAGAUACACAACAUAUUAAUUAUAAUUUUUUGUAUAAAAAUGAAAAAAUACAUUAUUCUGAAAAUCAAGUAAAAGAAAAAAAUAAAAAUAUUAAUUUCUCAAAAAAUUAUUCUGAAAUUCGAAAAGGGAUUAAUACAAUAAAUAAUAAUUACAAUAAAAAUGAAUCAUCUUUAGGAAAUACAAACAAUAAGUAUGAUAUUUAUAAUUUACCUUCUCAAAAUAGUGAUUCAUAUUUCGAAUGGUUUUCAGAAUCUAGUUUAUCAAAUAUUUCUGAUCAAUCUGAUUCUGAAUUAGCUAGCGAAAAAAAAAAGCGAAUUCAACCAGAAAAUUUUCAAGUUAGCUUUGCAGAUUCAGAAACAGUUUCCCAAAUCAAAAACGGGGAAAAUGAAAAAAAGGCUCAGAAGUACUAUUAUGAAAAGAUAAAUAAUAAACGCGUCCCAAAUAUUUAUGCAUUUGCAGAUGCAGAAAAAAACGAAUUGGCAUAUUCGACAACACACACAGGAUAUAUAUUAAAAUGCUUCUUAGAAAUAACAAAAGAAAAUAUAAUGUAUGAUAAUAUUAUUAUUUUAUUUUUACCCAUACAUUUUACAUAUUUAGAAAAUUAUUUCCAUUCUGAGGAUAUAGAAAGUAGUAUAAGUUCACAUAACUUUUAUGAUAUAAAAAAUGGAUAUAAUUUAUUUAGCAAUAAUAAUAUAUUAAAUAGUAAAAUAACAGAUCCAUAUAUUUAUUUUAAAAGUGGAAAAUAUUUUAUAUAUGGAAAUGUAAUCAUAUUUUCAUCACAAUUAUUACAUACUAUAUAUGAUAUUUUAUUUAAUAUAAAUGUCUAUUCUUAUAAAAUGAUUUUUGCAGAAGGUAUAUUGUCUGUUUGUUUUGAUUAUUAUAUAAAUAAAACAAAAUAUCAAGAUUCUUAUUUUGUAUUUAUGUUAAAAUUUUAUAUUUUCCAAAAAUUUAUUGAACAAAUUUUUGGAUUAAUAGAAAUGAAUGCUAUACUUUUUGAACUUCGAGAAAAAUAUUGUUCUAUAGUUGAAUUAUUUGGUGAUAUAAUUAUUUCGAAGCCAAAACUUUAUUAUACAUCAUAUUAUUUAUAUAAUCAAAAAUACAUUUCCAAUAAUUUUAUUUCAAACGAUUACAUUUUUAAUAAUAUUUAUUUCAUAAAAUCUUUUUUAUGUAUAAGAGCAUUUUUCAAUAUCCUUAAAAAUUUUAAUUUUUCUGAUAACAUUCAUCAAUAUUGUUUUUCUAUAUUUUUUUCUUAUUUUUUCAAUGAAAGGAAAAUCAUGGAUCCUGAUCUUUUCUGGAAAAAGAUACUUGAGGAAUGUAGACUGAGGUAUAUCGAAAGUUAUAAACAAAUUUACAAAAAUAAAUUCAAGAUAAACAAAACAGAUGCAAACAUAAAUGUAAAAUCACUAAUAGGGGAAGAACACGAACAAUAUCAAUUGUUUGAAAAAUAUUUUACUUAUUUUUUAAAUACUUUCAUAAAAGGAUAUGGAAUAGCACAAUAUAUACUCACCUUCAAUAUCCAUUUACAAAGAAAAGGAACAUCUAUGGAUGAUUUUAAUUUUUUAAUUAGUCAAAAUUAUAUUAAUCCAUUUUCAUUUAUUGAUCAUAAUUUUAAAUCCAAUUAUUUCUUAGCAGACAUAUCAUCUAUGUGUAUAUAUAAUUUAUUAGAACUAAAUAAAUAUAUAGAUUUACAACAUAUUUUGUUGCAAUUAGAUGGAUAUAAUAAUAAUAAUAUAAAAUUCGAUAGAGAUAUAAUUUUUUUAAAAAAAAUAAAAAAUAAAACUAUCAUAACUAAAAAAAUGAAAUCAUAUUUAGAUAAAAUAUAUUUUGAAAAUUUUCUUCAAAUACCAUAUCCCAAUAAUUUAUUUAAUAAUAUCGAAAAAAAAAUUUUAAUUUUUUUAAAAAAAAAAUAUUAUUACUAUAUAGAUCAUUAUUAUCAUUAUCCAAAACACAUAUUUAAUAAAAAAAUUAAUAAAAUUAUAUCCAAUUUUAUAUUAAAAAAAACAAAAAAAUUUAUAUUUGAUUCUUUUUAUAUUAUUCAUCCAAAAAAAAAUACUACAUUAUCUUGUAUAAAUCAAUUUACACAUAUCAAAUCAGAUAAAAGUUGUGCAGAAUCAUAUUACAAUCAAUCAUAUCCAACUAACAAUGUAGACAUAUUAGUCGCAAACGAUCAUAUGCCAUGUAUAAAAGCAGAAACUAUACCUACCAAUACUUUCUCAAAACACGAAAUAACUCUUAUCAAAAAUGAAAACAAACAACCAAUAAUAAAAACAAUUAAUAAGGAAAAAAAGAAAAAAAGAAAAGAAAGUAAACAAGAUAGACAGGAGAAAAAAAUGAGAAAAAUACAACAUGAAAAAAAUAAAGAUAGAAAAAAAAAAAAAAAACCAAAACCAAAAAAUGAAAAAAAAAAAAAAAAACUUCAUAAAUAUGAAUAUAAUGAAAUAUCACAAAAACAAUUUAAAAUUAAUAGAAAUUAUUUAUUAAAAAAAAAAAAAGAACUUAUAAAUUUACCAUACACUAAUUUUGAUAGUCUAGAUUUAGUAGGGCGAGAUGGAAAUUUCUAUUUAGGUUUUGGUUAUGUUGGAUCAAACUCUUUAUUUUUUAGUACUGGAAAAGGAAAUCUAUAUAAUAAUAUAAUAGGAUAUAAAAAAUAUAUGAAAUGUGAUAUCAGUAAAUUAAGUGAAAUAUGUAUUGAUAAACAUCAUAUCCAUGAAUAUGAUACAUCACCUUUUUACACAAGCUCAUCUUAUUCAUAUUGGAAAAUUAUUUUUCGUUUAUAUUACUAUUUAAUAUUACUUAAUAAAAUCUCUAAAAAAAAAGAAUUUGUUAUAAUUGAAAAUAUUAUGUCUUUAAAAGAAAAAGAAGUGGAUAUUCUCGAUUGCAAUUACAGUGAUCAAGAAAUUGGAAGGAUAAAAAAAAAAAAAAAAAAAAAAAAAAAAAAUCAUAAAAUACGCAGUCAAAUAGAAAAAGGUGAUAAAUAUCAACUUCAAAAUUUAAAACAAAAACAUAUCAAUCAAAGUUUUACUUCUGAAUCGAAUUCAGGUAUUAAACCUCUAUGUACAUUUGAUAAUAAAGAACAUCAAACUUUAUAUAAUUAUUCGUCAAAUAUUAUGAGCAAACAAACAGAAAUGUAUUAUUCAAAUCUAGAUACAUAUUUACAGAAUAAUGCAAAUUAUAAACAACCAUCUACUUCAAAUAAUGUAGAUUUCGAAAAGAGUUUUCAGGAUAGUCAUUUUGAAAAACAUAAUAAAAUCACUGAUAUGUAUGAUCAUAAUAUUAGAAAAUAUUCUGAAAAAAAAAAAAUGAAAAAAAUAAAAGAAAAAAAAGAAAGAAAAAAACAACGAAGAAAAAAAGAAAAAAUACAAAAUAUUAAAAAUAUAUUAGAAAACGAUAAAAAAUAUUCUGAGUCUUAUAUAAACUCAUAUGUCUCUAAUAAUAUACCUCAAUCUGUUGAUGAAAAUAAAUUCUUUUUCUGUUUUUUAAAAUUAGAAGUUAUUGAAGAUGAUGGAAUACGAGUUAUAAAAAAAAAUAUCUUAAACAAUAUAAUACCAUUUCGAUUUAGUGUUGAUGCGAGGCCAGAAAAGGGACGAAAAAAAGUGGCUUUUAAAUAUGAAUCAUUAUUUGGAUAUAAAAAUAAUACAAAAAAUAAUAAUAUUUUAGGAAAUUGUGAUAAUAAAAAUAUUAAUAAUAAUCAAAUUGCAAUACAUAGAAAUAUAAAAAGUUUUUAUGAUGAUACAAUUGAUAGUAACUUUAAUAAAACUGUUAAAUAUAUUGGAAGAAUUAAUAAUAGUGAUAAAUAUAUGAUUGAUUAUUGUAAACAUAAAAUCAUGAAAAGGGAUAAAUCUUUAUUAUGUUUAGAUAAUAGAAAGCUUGUUUCUAAAAUUUGUAGUAAAAAUAAAAUACCACUUUUAUGGAUAAGAGUAGAUAACGAUUUUUAUAUUAUAGGCAGAAUUCGAAGAACACAAAGUGUAAGUAUGUGGAUUCAACAAUUAUUAAAUGAUAAUAAUAUUUUAGCACAAUUAGAAUCUUCCUUUUCAUUAGCUUUUAUUCCAUUUUUUUUUCUAAAUAAAAAUAUUACAUCUAAUUUUAAUGAAAGUAAAAAUAACUACUUUUUGGGACCAGAAAAACCUUCUACUAAUAUCAAUAAUAAUUCACUACAUUAUGGUGGCCUUGCUAAUAAUAUUGCAUCUAUCGGUUCUGAUCAAAAUAUUGAUCACUUAGAUCCAGAUAGCAUCCUUGCUCAUAACACACAAAAAGAUAAUCACACAGAUGUAGAUGCUGAUUUUUUAAAAUUUUCUGCAACCAAAAUUAAAAACAAACAAAAAAAAAAAAAUAAUUCACAGAAUAAUAACAAUUCCGCUGAUCCCGCAAUUUUUCCUUUUAAUAAUAUUACUUCUAACAUUUUGGAAAAAUCAGAUCAAUCUUUCUCUAUGCUUAAUGAAUCAUACACAAUAGAUAAUGAUAAAAACAGAAAAAUCACCACAAAUACUGCUAAUAAACAUAUGCUAAAUAAUUUUAUGAAUCCACACCAACAAGCUGCUCAAAUGGAUUUGAACAUGAUAAGAAUGUCCCACAUUAGUAAUAAACAUGAAUUUACAAAUAAUAGCAUAUAUAAUAAUAUACAAAAUGAUUUACUAAAAGUUGAUAGAUAUUAUAGCCAAAGUAGUAGCUCAAAUGUAGAUUCAGAUAGCCAUGAUUUAAAUUUCACUACAUCUACCAUUGAUGAUUUAAAUGAAGAUGUAAAUGGUUUAGAAAAUUGUAAUUAUUCCUCAUCUAGUUACAAAACAAAAGAAAAAAAAAACUAUAAAACAUAUUACAAAAAAAAUAUAUCAAUCUCUAAUAUGCCAAUUAAUAUAGAAAUUAUUAAAGCUUUAUAUAAAUCUAUCACUUCAGAGUAUUUACAUUAUAUAGUUAAAAUUAGAUGCAUAUAUUCCUUAUGUUUUGUUCACAAUAAAUAUAUUUAUACUCAAAAAGUUAUUCAAAAUAUAUUUUUAGAAUAUUUUAAUCAAAAUUUUCCUAAAGAUUUGAAUCAAAAAAAAAUUAUGCAUGCCUUUUUUAUAGCUUUAUCACUUUUGAGAAAUAAAAAUAAUAGAACCCCCAAAAUUAUACUAUUUCUUCUUAUAAAAAAGUGUUCAAAUUUCGUUUUAUCUUUAAAUCUUCACAAUAAUUAUAAUCUAACACAAAAUACAACGCAUUCUGAACAGGAUAAUAUAACUAGCCAUAGAUACAUUUCUAAUAAUAUGGGAGCUGAUAAUUAUGAAUAUAUUGGAAAUAAUACAAAGACUAAUAAUUUUGGCAAAUUUUAUUCCAAUCCAAAUCAAGAAAAUGUUCAGAUAAAUACCAUUGGUAAUGCAUCACAAUCAAAUUUCUCUUUACAAACAAUAAAUAGUCAAUUUCAAAGUUCUAAAAAUUAUAUAACAAAAAAAAAGGAUGAAUACAAUAAUGUGAAGACGGGUAUUGAUUACACAAAAUAUUGCACAAAUAAUGAACACUGGGAUUAUAAAAAAAAUAUUGUGCAAAAAAUUUCACAAAUUACAAAUCAUAAAAAAUUAUGUACAUGCAAUAAAAAUAUUCAUAAAUUAUGUGAUUCUUGCAAAAAUGACCCGAAUUGUUCAGGCAAAAAAAAAAAUGUGCAAUAUAAUCAAAAUAAAGAAAAUCAACAAAAAAUUACUUACGAUCCUGAUUUAAUUAUACAAAAGGAAGAGGAAGAAGAUAUAAAAAUGGUGUUGGAAUGUAUAGGAAAUAUUAAAUUUAAAAAUCGAUGUUUAUUUGGUAAUCAAAAUAAUAAGUUUAACGGAAUAAUAGAAUAUCAAACAAAUUCCACAACUAACAUUAAUAAUAUUUCUAAAAGUAGUAACGAAUAUUUUUUUUCCCAAUAUUUCAAAAAAUUGGCCAAUAAUAUUAACGGCAUCCCAACAGGCACUAGUUAUACAAACAAUUAUAUGAAAAAAAGAAAAAAAAUGUACCAUGCAUAUGAUUUUUAUGAUAUAGAUAUAUAUGACGGAGAAAAAAAAGUAGAAAAUCAUUUUUUAAAAUUAAGAAAAACAAAAAAAGAAUAUACACAAGAUUUAAUUGAUUUAUUAUUUUUAAUAUAUGAAUUAAAAAAAUUAUCUCCAUAUCUUCCUAUAUCAGAUACAGUUAUAACUAUAUUAAUUAGAUCGAUUAGUCGAAAUAAAAAUAUUCUAGAUCUAUUUAGAAAUAAAAUGUAUAUAGAAAAUAAAUGUUACUUUGACAUGUGUGCAUAUUUGCCUAAUUUUAUAUUUCAGUCGAAAUUGCUAAAUUUUAUUGAACAUAAAAAUGCGAACAAUUUUACUAUAGAAAUGAUCAGAGCUAUUUUACAUUUAAUCAUGACUGGUAACAUACGAGUAUAUAAAAUUUAUUACAAAAUAAAUGAAUUAUUAGGAUCUGGAAUGGAGAAUAUUAUUUCUUCACUUAAAAAAAACAAUAAUAUUAUGAAUAAUACAGUAAAUGAUAAUAACUUAUUAGAUAUACCAACAAAAAAAGAAAUCUCAAAAGAUGAAGCAAACAAUUUUUCUAAACCUCAUGGAAAGUGUGAAAACACAACUUUUAAAGACAUAAAUAAUGAAAAUGAAAAAAACGAGAAUUAUUUUUUUGUAUCAACAUAUACAAACUUUAUAGAAAGAAAAGUUAUCUGUAUGCAUUUACUAAAUAUGUAUGCAGCCAUUCAAUUUAUUUCUCAAAUUGUAAAAAUUUUUAAAAAUUGUGAAAUCGAAAUGCUAAUAUGGAAUAUUUUUUAUCAGCUACUUUUAAUAUUUCAGCAAAAAUAUCCUUUUUUCUUUUUGCCUUUUUCAAAGUUGUUCAAUAAAUAUUUUAAAGAAUAUCAAAAAAAAAACUAUACGAUUUUCGAAUUUUUCUAUUUUUUAUAUGGACUUAAUUCAAUUAACCAGUAUGAAAAAGCUAACAAAAUUAAUGACUAUAAUAAUACUAGCGAUUUUGAUGAUGAUAAAAUAAAGAUACCUUAUAUUAAUAAUCAAUACAAAAUGCACACAAACAAUAAAUUAACAUGUGACUAUGCCUUACGUAAUAUCUUAUUUGAAGAAACAUUUACAAAUUAUUCAUCAAAAAUUAAAGAACAAAAUAUUAUUAUAUAUAAAUACGAUAUUAUAGGUUAUAUACCAUUUAUAAACAUUUUAAAAUUUAUUUCCAAUACAAAAAAAUUAAAAAAAAAAUUUAUACAAAUAACAUAUAUAAAAUAUAUAGUUAAAUAUAUACAUAAUUAUUUUAGAGAAUUAAUUAUUGACACAUCAAAUUUUAAUGAAAAUUAUUUUAAAAAUUCUAUAUUACAUGAUUUAAAAAAUAUAUUUGUUUUUUUAUAUGGAUACGGAAUACCCCCAUGUUACUCGAAAACUAUUCCCCCCAUAUACCUUCCUCAUUAUAAGCAAUUAAAUGAUACUACAAAAAAAGGUGUGCAAAUAAAUAGCCUCAUCAAAUUUUUGCGAACAUACUAUAACAACGAAAAAUUGCUAAAAUGGAAAGUAGUUGCCUCUGAAUUUGUAAGCGUGCUGAAAAACAUGCCAGAACUUAAAUUGUUUAUAGACAAUCCCACAACAUCUCUUUAUAACUUUAACUUCACAAAAGAAAGUAUUUGGUUGUCAUUGAUUAGUGAGAAGUUAAAAAACGACAUUUAUAAAUUGCCAAUGGACUUAAAAAGAGAUAUCAUUCUUUUGUUAAAAAACAUUCGUUUAGUUGAUAUAUGUUUAGGUACUAAUACUUAUGAACAUGUUAAUAAUAUUUUUACCGUCUGUUGGUUUAUUAUAGUAAAAAUAUUUCAAAAUUAUGAAAAAAGCAAAAAAAAUGUAUGA